AUGCUGAUGACAGGAGCGGAAGUCUUUUUGAUGCGCUCACCGGUGCUGUUUCAUACACGGGCCAAUUCCUGUGAGUUCAAUGCGUCGUUUCCCCCAGAAAUGGUGUUAGGAUACCACGGAACACGAUAUUGGGCAGAGUUGAUACCUGGUGUGCCUACACAAUGCCCCACAAGUAGCACGCUGCCAGAGCAAAAUGCCUUCCAAGGUGUGGACGACAGCAAGGGCCGUCGAAGCACCGGUGCACCGCAGCCUAUAGCGCAGCACCGGCGCUCUGUUGCGUCCACAUUUGGCAGCCCAUCUGUGUUCGAGCACCACUUGUCUGUGUCGAGUGUGCUGACUGUGAGAUUGUGGCAAAGUGUGGGGAAAAAAGGC
Molecule: messenger RNA, 372 nt
Organism: Ostreobium quekettii
Lineage: Eukaryota; Viridiplantae; Chlorophyta; Ulvophyceae; Bryopsidales; Ostreobiaceae
Source: the annotation of a GenBank genome assembly